CAAAAAGUGUUUCGGUUUUCGGUAGUGAUAAUAAUAAAAAAAUCGGUAAAAAACGUGUUUUUUUAUCAUACAGCAUAAACAGUCGUGUUUCAUAAAGAUUAAAAUUGACAGAGAUAAGAAUGUGACGUGAGUGAAAACGUAAUUACUUUUUCCCUAAUUGUUAAAUUCCUCGCGAAAAAAAGUUUAAGGGUUUAAAAUCGUGGUAAAAACACACACGGGGUGAAUAAUUUUCAUUAGAAAGUUAAGUGUGUGAAAUUUCUAAUUACAGCAGAAGUGUAGAUUUCUGUAAUUAGUCGCCUUCAAGUUUGACAUUUGCCAUGUUGAUGGAAGUUGUUAAACGUCAAGUCCUAUAAAAAGUAAAUAAGUUAUUUGAUAUUUAAUUAAAAUGAAUCGUAGUGAAGGGUUGGUGCAAAGACGAAACAUAAUACGUGACACAGGUGAAGGUGUUAAUAAAGAAUCGCAAAGCAAUGAGAAGAAGCAAGAACACGAUGAAGACAUAGACGAGGGCGAUUCUAAAGAAACCCGAUUAACUUUAAUGGAAGAAGUAUUAUUAUUAGGCUUAAAAGAUAAAGAAGGUUACACAUCGUUUUGGAAUGAUUGCAUUUCAAGCGGUCUCCGGGGCUGUAUUCUAAUAGAGUUAGGUUUACGUGGACGCGUUGAACUCGAGCGUGCAGGUAUGCGUCGAAAGGCGCUUCUGACGCGCAAACUUAUCCUUAAAAACGACACCCCCACUGGCGAUGUUCUCCUAGACGAAGCUUUAAAACAUCUCAAGGAAACAGAUCCACCAGAAACGGUUCAAAGUUGGAUCGAAUACCUCAGCGGUGAAACCUGGAACCCCCUCAAACUACGAUACCAAUUGAAGAAUGUCCGUGAGCGUUUAGCGAAAAACCUCGUCGAGAAAGGAGUCCUAACAACGGAGAAGCAAAACUUCCUGCUUUUUGAUAUGACCACUCACCCUCUCACUGAUAAUGUUACCAAAAGUCGUUUAAUAAAAAAGAUUCAAGAUGCCGUACUUACGAAAUGGGUGAACGACCCCCAACGCAUGGAUAAGAGGAUGUUAGCGUUGAUUUUCCUCGCCCAUGCUAGUGACGUUUUAGAGAACGCCUUCGCCCCCCUAAAUGACGAUGAUUACGAAUUGGCAAUAAAACGAGUAAGAGAGUUACUUGACUUGGACUUUGAGCAAGAAUCAGUCAAACCAAACACUUCGGAGGUUCUGUGGGCCGUUUUUGCAGCUUUCACGAAAUGAAAAUAAACUGUUUUUGCUACUAAAUUUUAACUAGAAAUAAAUUACGUUGAAAUAUUGAAAGUUAUCAGUUUUGUAUUUAAUGUGAUGUUAGUUUGUACAUUGGAAAUUUUUUCUAUGUGGAGUACACAAGGGUAGACUAGGAAUAAUCAACACAGGACACGAUGUACUCCAACUUUUAUUUGUACAUAACUUGGAACUAAAUGUAUUGUUCAUGUAUGUCAAAUAUUACCCAACUAUUAUUAUUGUUUUAUAAUAUUAGCCUUAAUUUGUAUUAAAAUAUUCCCAUUUUCUUUAUAAAAAUAAACUAUCAAUAU
This is a messenger RNA of Tribolium madens (black flour beetle), 1560 nucleotides long. RefSeq names its product Golgi phosphoprotein 3 homolog sauron (gene sau). Gene Ontology annotation, biological process: Golgi to plasma membrane protein transport; Golgi organization; retrograde vesicle-mediated transport, Golgi to endoplasmic reticulum. The transcript is spliced from 4 exons. Gene Ontology annotation, cellular component: cytosol; trans-Golgi network; Golgi cisterna. The record is from RefSeq and is a predicted model, not a curated record. Gene Ontology annotation, molecular function: phosphatidylinositol-4-phosphate binding. NCBI's taxonomy places the organism in Eukaryota, Metazoa, Arthropoda, Insecta, Coleoptera, Tenebrionidae. The coding region runs from base 386 to 1246 and encodes 286 amino acids.